CGCUGACAGGGAUCGAGAUCGAGAUCGAAGCUUGUUGUGUAUGCUUUAUCUCCUCCAGACUCAUCUACUCAUCUUUAUCCAACUUUAGUCGAACACCCCAGCACUCGUUACCUGCAUCCUUGUUGUCGCCCACAAAAACGUUCGCUUUUGCCUGUUGCCACAGACAAUGGCUGAGCAACAACAUCCAUUGCGCGUGGCGCUGCCCAAAUCAGGUGCUUCAGUUGACGAAUACAAUGACUACCUCGUUAGAGUCGAGCCUCAUCUGACUAAGGAAAAUCUGCCAAUACUCCAUGAUAUUCUGCAGGAUACAGAGGUCACCAUAGGAACAGGUUGGGAUCUUGUUCGCUUUCUACUCCCUCUCUUGCCAGAGUCUGAAUCUUGUCUGCAAGAUAUUGCGCGCCUGGGUAAUCCUAGGGAGGUCAUAUUGAAAGUCGCAGAGGCUCUGAGGCAACAAGACUUGGAAUACGAUGCUCUUGAAGCAGACGGUGAGGAUUAUGACACUAUAACAAGCAACGCGGGACCGUCAGGUGCCCCGCAAACGAAUCAGACGCCUCCGCUAGCUGUCCUACAAUUUCAAAGUCUGCUUUCUAUGUUGACAAUACUUCACCCCCGACUGAAGACCAGAAAUCCUAGCGGCUUCCUCGCAAUGAGUCUUCCAGCAGUCUUAACCAGCUAUUCGAAAGCAUCGUCACAUUUCGGAGAACUUACAGGAUCUGUCAUCACUUUGAUCAAGACCCUAUUUGGAUCAAAACGCCCGCAUUUGCCCCCUCGCAAAAGCAGUAGUCAUGUACCCACCGUCACAGUCAUUGGUGUUGCCACAGACCCAGAAGCUGAAGCAGGUAGUGAAGCACCGGGAGCAGAAGAGUCGAAAGUGGUCACCCGGCUGCUUCAAGGGUUUUUAACACAUGUAUUAGAAGAAUACAUGCUACAUCUACGAUCAAACGACGAUGUCCCUGGACUAGCAUGGUCAAGUCGAACGCAUGAAAAGUUCAGCCCAGGAAUGUCAAUACCUGGAAAGCCGACCUUCAAAGACCGUUUUGAGAAAGACGAACACUUACAGAAUAGAAUUCUGGUUGUGUCUCAAGUUGUUGCUUUAGGUCGAGAACUCGGAAUUGACUCCCAAGAGCUCUACUCAAAUGUCAUAAAUCCUGCUGAUGAACCCACCGGUGAGCCAUUUGCACAAGACGAGACACCUGCUUCAGCAGAAGACAUCUCGUUCUCCAGAGUCGGCUCACUAUUCCUCUUUACUGCUCGCACUGUAGCCCUGAAACUAUACGACAAUGCUUCCGGUGACAUCGGAAUCUCCAUCUUCCCUGAGCACGACUCUAUAGUCAAGAAUUUUCUCAAUACAACUGAACCCGUUAUGCUUGGUACCGAGAACGAAGCUCUUAUAGAUGCAAUAUUAGUCCUCGGCAUCAUAGCUCUAGAAGACAACGACUUUGGGGAACCUGAAAACGAUGAGCAAUUCACUGGAUAUUUGCAGCUAAUUUCCCUUCUUUCCGCAAACACCUCAUCUCCAACGCUGCGUUAUCACGCACAUAUGCUCACAUCAACGGUGUUACGCUCCUAUCCUGACGAGUUCGUUCGUCUGACAUUUAUUCGCGACACGCUCGAGCACUGCCCGUAUGAGAACCUCAAAGUGUCUGCGGUGGGCUGGCUGAAAGGCGAAACGCUGGAAGCGAAUACAUCUACUCUGGGAAACUUCAAUGGCCUCGGAAUAUCACAUACGUCGACCACAGCAUUAUCGGCUAAGGAAGAGACGUCCAUUUUCGCUACGCCUAUUGCGCUAUCUACUGCAGGUCCGUUCCUGUUCCCAGACCUGACCCACGACCUCGGCUUGCCGACGCUGAGUGAGUCGUACACAAAGUUUAAGGCCGAGAUAUCGUUCUACCUAGCGGUUCUCAAUUUCUAUUAUCUGUUAUUGAGUGCAAAGCCGCUGCAUGCGAUUCUGAAUAUUGCGGGACUGCAUGAGGACCAAGAUAUUGGACGCCGCUUCUUAGGCCCACUGACGGAGGCUAGUAAUCAUUUCAGAGAAGGACUUCAAGAAGGAGGUGAGCUACGAGAAUGGGAAGGAAACGAAGGGUGUGAGCAUGGGCUGUUUGAAAUAAGGCUGUUGGACGAUGUCCUGGAUAGAAUACAGAAUGGCGUGGCAGCAUUGACUAAGGAGUGAACGUGUGGUCUGUGCGAAUACUGCAUAUUCAACUUUCACCAUCGAUACCUUUAUAGAAUAUACAGUAGUCCCGAAAUGCGCCUACUUGCUCGCAAUCUCGGCGUUUACACGCUGCAUACAACAAAGCUUGCGGCCAGCGAACAUAC
This is a messenger RNA of Pseudovirgaria hyperparasitica, 2316 nucleotides long. RefSeq names its product DUF1760-domain-containing protein. Gene Ontology annotation, biological process: cellular response to oxidative stress. Lineage: Eukaryota; Fungi; Ascomycota; Dothideomycetes; Acrospermales; Acrospermaceae. The coding region runs from base 167 to 2170 and encodes 667 amino acids. Gene Ontology annotation, cellular component: cytoplasm. The record is from RefSeq and is a predicted model, not a curated record. The transcript has a single exon.